AGACAGAAUAUGAAUACAAAAAAAUACAUUUUGGUUUUGUGUUUUACCAUAAAUAUCUUGGUUCAAACUGUUGCGUUCAGAUUUCCUUCAGCCGAUGAAGUGGCUGUAUAUAAUUUUGUAGUAAAUAACAACCAGGAUUCAGGCCAGGAAACUGCUCUUACUACGGCUCAAUUAUUGAAUAUUCUGGGCGACAAAUAUGUAAAUUUUGUGAAUAAUUACCUGACAGCAAAUAAUAUGACAAGAAACGACUUAAACUUAGUAGAUUAUGUUCUAUUCUGGAAUAUCGUGGUUUUCAUUUGCGAACAAAAGAAAAUGACGGUAACAGAAUUUUUGAGGGAUCAAGUUGCUAUAGACCGUGCUAUAAAACGUUUCAACAGUAAUUCAGGUCACACAGGUCCACUUACUACUAUGGAAUUAUCGGAAAUGUUGGGCCGGGAUUGUCUCAAUGAUGUGGCGAGUUAUAUCGUAGCAAGCGGAAGGACUCUAAAUGACUUCAAUGAAGUAAAUGAUGACCUAUUCGGAGAUAUGGUGUUAUGCAUUUGCAUGACUAGGCAAGUGUCAGUAGAACAUUUCUUAAGUGCGAGACUAUUAAUUUUGUUUCCACAAGUGGUGGCCAUAUGA
Adelges cooleyi (spruce gall adelgid) is the source of this 621-nucleotide messenger RNA. RefSeq lists its product as uncharacterized. Bases 10 to 621 code for a protein of 203 amino acids. The record is from RefSeq and is a predicted model, not a curated record. The transcript has 6 exons. NCBI's taxonomy places the organism in Eukaryota, Metazoa, Arthropoda, Insecta, Hemiptera, Adelgidae.